This is a messenger RNA of Sphaerodactylus townsendi, 4634 nucleotides long. RefSeq names its product tripartite motif containing 29 (gene TRIM29). The transcript is spliced from 9 exons. Gene Ontology annotation, molecular function: zinc ion binding. The record is from RefSeq and is a predicted model, not a curated record. Lineage: Eukaryota; Metazoa; Chordata; Lepidosauria; Squamata; Sphaerodactylidae. Bases 223 to 2028 code for a protein of 601 amino acids.
UCUCAGGUACUCUCACCUUAUCCCUCGCUCCUUCCGGUGGUAGUAAUUCAGUGCAAAGCUUUUCCUGUGUUCUCUUGCAUUUCUCACCUGGGCAACAGCCAGCAAAGUUGCUUGCUUCUGAGAAGAGAGCUAACUAAGUAGGCCCAAAUCCAACCCCUUCUUGCGGGGAGCUAGGCUGGGUGGGCAGAAAGCCAGAACAAGCCGUGGAGACAGAUCUGCACAAUGGAGACCGUGCGCACCAACGGGACUGCAGGGAAGCAAGAGGACGCAAAGACCUCAGUCUCCCCUAAGAAAGAAGCUGAGGAAGUGAAGAAGUCCAACAGUCCAACCAAAGGUGAGAAAGAUGGCAGCAAGAACAACUCCACCAGCCCGUCGGUGGAGACAGGUCAGGUCAAAAAUUCUAUUUACUCUGGGGGUGAGUGGAAGAGACCCAUCAUCCAGUUUGUUGAAUCAGCUGAUGAGAAGAAGUCGACCUACUUCAGUGUGGAUUCUGGGGAGGCCAAGAAACCAGCUUUCCCCACUGUGCAGCUAGGAGAAGUUAGAAGGCCCCAAAUUUCCUUCCCGGAGAGGGGGGAUCUGAGAAAGCCCAUGUUUACAGUAGAAACGAAGAAACCCUUUGCCAGCGAAGGGGAUGGCAAAAAACAGUUCUUUGCCAGUGGACAGAUUGCGGAUCUAAGGAAGCCCACUAUCUCCAUCUCUCUUACAGAACCAGGAGAAACAAAGAGGGCCAACUUCAGUAGGGCCACCAGAGUGUCCAGUUCAAGGCCCCGGGUGAAUCUGGAAGAGGUCCUUUGCGAUUCCUGUAUUGACAACAAGCAGAAGGCUGUGAAGUCUUGCCUGGUGUGCCAAGCGAGCUUCUGCGAGCUCCACCUGAAGCCCCACUUAGAAGGGGCCGCGUUCCGAGACCACCAGCUGCUGGAUCCCAUCAGGGACUUUGAAGCCAGGAAAUGCCCCAUCCACGGCAAGACUAUGGAGCUCUUCUGCCAGACCGACCAGGUCUGCAUCUGUUACCUCUGCAUGUUCCAGGAGCAUAAGAACCACACCACAGUGACGGUGGAGAUUGAGAAAUCUGGCAAAGAGACUGAACUCGCCCUGCAAAAAGAACAGCUGCAACUCAAGAUCAUAGAGAUUGAAGAUGAGGUGGAUAAAUGGCACAAAGAGAGCGACCGGAUCAAGAACUUUACCACCAAUGAGAAAGCCACAGUGGAGCAGCACUUCAAGGAGCUGAUCCGUGAUUUGGAGAAGCAGAGGGACGAAGUGAAGGCUGGCCUCGACCACAGGGAGAAGGUGGCCGUGGAGAACAUCAAGGAGAUCGUGGAAGAGCUGGAAGACAGGGCCAAGCUACUGCAAGAGGACAAGGAGACAAGGGAGCAGAUCAGCCAGAUCAGUGAUUCAGUACUGUUCCUGCAGGAAUUUGGAGCCAUGAUGAGGAACUACACCAUCCCUCCCUCUCUGCCAACUUACAGCAUCCUUCUAGAGGGAGAGAACAUGAGCCCAUCUAUGGGGCUGCUUAGGGAUGACCUCCUGAACGUGUGCAUGAGGCAUGUGGAGAAGAUCUGCAAAGCAGACCUCAGUAGGAACUUCAUUGAGAGGAACCACAUGGAGAACGGGGAUCACCGCUUCAUGGUGAAUAACUACUCCGAUUGGAACCAGCCAGACAGUCUGAAGAGAUUUUCCAUGUUCUUGACUCCAAAAGGAGGCAAUUACAACAGCCGGGCAUGGGAAUAUUCUACCAUUCAGACGGCUGAGGAGACGCUUACCACAGGGAACUCUGCCUUCUCGAUGAAAGUGGGCAAUGGGACCAAGAUGCCAUAUCAGUUCCCCCCAAUUGGCCAGAGUUCACCUGGUGAUUUCAGCAAGCAGUCCGAUGGGAGCCUCUAUAAGAAUGCUUACCCUUCCAUAGUGAGGCACCAGAGUGCUAAGGCGCAGCCGCAAACGUGGAAGUCCUCCAAGCAGAGCAUGCUGUCUCAUUACCGACCUUUCUACGUCAAUAAAGGCAACGGAGUUACUUCCAACGAGGCCCCUUGAUCCCCAUCCUGCACAAGAAGAGCCGGUCAUCCUGGAGGGGGUGGACAGGAGAAUGUUCACGGAGGCUCCUGGCGCUGUAUUAAGCUUGCUGUUCUGAUCUCUCUUUUGGGGGGGUGGGUGCACUGAGAGGGGGGGCAAGGUUGGAAGAUUCUGGAUCAUUCCAGAGGAGUACCCCUCCCAAAAUCUGUUCCCCUUGGGUGAUAGCAUUGUUAUGCUUUGUAUCCCCAGUUCUAUGACAGCCCCCAGAGCUAGUGCAGACCCCAGCCAAAGUUUCCUCUAUAGCCCCCCCUUCCACCCAAACCAUAUGAAAACAGACUGCACGACAGCUCUACUUAAUGUACAUAUCUGCUCCCCCCCUCCCACCUUCUGGCCGUCUGCUCAGAGAGACAUGAGCUUGGUUAAUGCCUGCAUUGGUUUGCUUUCCUUGGUUGGGCCACUACCCUGGCAUUUUUGAUGCUGAGAGGAGCUUUAAAACAGCCUAUUGCCAGCAUCUUUCUCCACCCCCUUCUUCAUCCUUUCUGUUUUGACACUCGCUCUUCUUACCCAGACCUGCCCAUUUGUAAUACCAACCAAUAUUGUCCAUAUUUUAUAAGCAUCAGUCAGUUGUCACAACGAUGAGACAAAAAGCUCUGUGUCCCAUUAACAUCUGCUUUCCCCCCCAGGUCAUCCUUUCAAACUAAAGAACAGAGGAGGGGGAAUCUCUCCUGAUAAUGACAGAUUGAUUCAAUGCCCUGCCUCUUCCCUCUCUCCUGAGUCUGAGAUGAUUCCGGCUGAUCUGUUUUGGUUCAGUUGCUUUGUUUUAUUAUCUGGAAGAAAAACGAUGUUUGUUUUGUUCAGGGGUGAAGUUUGGAAAAUUAUUCUUGUUGUGCUUUGAAUAGGCUUAUGGGGAGGGGAGGGGAACAGGUUCCUACAAUGGCAAACCAAACUCUCAGUGUGUGCAAUGAUGCACAGGGUGCCGAAAUGGAGAACCAGUGGGCUCGAAUGUUGGUCACCAUGGGAACCAUUUCCCAAAGGCCCCUAGAAUUGGUACCCAUCUCUGAAAGGCAGCAACCAUCUCCGGCAAGUCCCAAGAGCCCAGCUUCUGGAGCCCUUUCACAUUCAUGACGCCUUCCCAAGGAAGGUUCUGCAUCUUAUAAAUGCUGCAGUGUGAAGAAGAAAGGACUUCAUCCCAUCUUGUUCAAGUGUGUAAUUUCCUCCACCUGCCUAGUAAGCUGCUUCCUCCUCCAUCACCAGUGCAUGCAAACACUCACGCACACAUACCAUACCUGACCGACAGAGGUCACACGUACUGCUCGCUGAAAAUUACUUUGCUGCUAAUCCCUUUGCAAAACAAAGCUGUGCUUUGCUUUUUUAUCUGUUGCCUUAGAUAUAUAUAUAAAAAAUUAAAUUGCAGCACGAAAGACGUUUCCUUGAGGACAUCAUCCCACAUUCCACUUUCUAAAACAUUCAUGUUUCCAAAUAAAAAGAAACUGAAACAGGUUUAUAGAAAGCUGAGAACCAGGGAGAGAGAUUUGCUUUGAACGUUUAAAAAAAGUUACUCGAGGGAGAAGAAAGACGCCAAAGGAACAUGCAGCAUUUGCUGGACUGUAAUUCAUGGAAAUGGAGAAUGGAAAAACCAAAAGGUGAAAGGACCUUGGAACAUCAUCUGGUCCCAUCUGUCCAUGCAGCUAGUUGGCAAACAUUUGCUUGCUUAACGCACAAUGAAUUAACCUGCAGGGCAGCCAACCUCUUUCAAAGAAAUUAGCAUGGUUCCAGCAGCUCAGCUCUUGCAAAUCUUAUUGUCCUCAUCUCAGAACUGGUAGUUUCUUUUUAAUAGAGGAAAAAAGUCGCAGUGAAGAAAUAAACAUGUUGUCAUGCUUCAGAGAGAACUGGGAACAAAAAUAAGAUCCCAGCAUGGUUUGGAGGUAGCUCAGCUUUUACCAAGUCAGUUUAUCACUUCUGGUUUCUCUUUUUUCAACCUUUACCACUCCAGUUCUUUUCACAGUAUCGAAAAGGAGUAUGAGCAUUUAUUGCAGAAAACAUAUAUUAAUAUGAGGUUGGCCCCUAAAUGUUUUUCAAUGCCAGUGCUCACCCUUUAAGCAGAUGCUGUAAUGAUAAAGACAAAAGUGGAUCUAAGCAUGCGCAGAGUAUUGUUGUCAGAACUGAUAAGUCCAUUUGGACUGCUCCAAGACAGGACAUUUCAGAUUUGGGCUUCAAACCCCCUCCCCAAAUUUGGUAGAGUCAAAUCAAGCCAAUGGGUAUUGGCUUUUUCGGCUUCACUGAAAAUUGCCAGGUUUUUAAAAUCCACACGUGACAUUUACGGAAAGCUAUUCGUGCUUACCUUCCAACCCAUAGUUUCAAACAGAAUAGAUCUGAAACUAAACAAACAUGGAAGAGAAAGAGUCUGCAGGGAAUUUGCCUACCUUGGGUCUGUGUGUAAAAAUCCUGGCUUGUAUUCUUUACUCUGAAUUUAUUAUUACAACAUUGCUUUGAAUGGAUGGUAUUGCCUUGAAACAUUUUAGGGAAGUUCCUGUUAUUUGUCUGAAAACAGCUAUCUCUAAGAUUCAGCUUUGUAAGUGUCCCUGAACAAAGAAUAUUAAAAUAAAGAAAACUGAGGAUUUGGGGAA